Messenger RNA from Limanda limanda (common dab), 1575 nucleotides. RefSeq names its product cyclin Q (gene ccnq). Gene Ontology annotation, cellular component: nucleus. NCBI's taxonomy places the organism in Eukaryota, Metazoa, Chordata, Actinopteri, Pleuronectiformes, Pleuronectidae. Gene Ontology annotation, biological process: regulation of transcription by RNA polymerase II. Gene Ontology annotation, molecular function: cyclin-dependent protein serine/threonine kinase regulator activity. The transcript has 5 exons. Bases 193 to 969 code for a protein of 258 amino acids. The record is from RefSeq and is a predicted model, not a curated record.
GUCGCAGUAAUGGACGCCAUGAUGGAGACUGAAUAGGUUGUGGGUGGUCGGGACGUGCAGUUGACUUAAGUAUUCUUCCCCCUCUGGUUUCUCUGAAUGAAGGGACACGUCUAACUUUUCAGCUACGUGUGGCUGAGUUUAGUUCACACUCAGCUCUCUGUCUACGUGUGUUUCUCUGAUGCUCUGGGACACAUGGAGGCUCCGUCCUCUCGUCCCUCUGCCACCCCGGACGCCCCGGGGUGGCUGGCGGGCCGGAGACCCUCCUCCGGCGGGGAGUCCGAGUGUGACCCCGCCAGGGACACCAAGACACACUUCCGCGUCUGUCGCUUCAUUAUGGAGACAGGAGUGAAGAUGGGCAUGCGCUCGGUGCCUGUGGCCACUGCGUGUGUGUUGUACCACCGUUUCUUUAAGCGUGUCAACAUGCUUGCAUAUGAACCCUACUUGGUGGCCAUGAGCUGUCUGUACCUGGCUGGCAAAGUGGAGGAGCAGCAUGUCAGAACCCGUGACAUCAUCAACGUGAGCCACAGGUAUUUCAACAGUGGCAGCGCGCCUUUAGAUUGUGACAAGGAGUUCUGGGACUUGAGGGACAGCGUGGUGCAGUGCGAGCUCCUCAUCCUCCGACAGCUAAACUUCCAAGUCUCCUUCGAACACCCUCACAAGUAUUUACUUCACUACCUGUUGUCUGUGAAGUCGCUGGUGAACCGCCACGCUUGGUCUCGAACCCCCAUCACUGAGACUUCGUGGGCUUUGCUUAGAGACUGUUACCACGGAGACAUGUGCAUCCGACACACACCUCAACACAUUGCCAUAGCAACGCUGUACCUGGCUUUAAACAGCUACGGAGUGGAGCUGCCUGUGGGGGAGAAGGAGUGGUGGCAGGUGCUGUGUGAGGACGCAACUAAAGCAGACAUCGAUGCAGUGAUCUCAGACCUUCUUCAACUCUAUGACAUGGAUGCCAAGUGUAUCUAAAGGACACACAAGCAAGACCUGCACAUGGGAGACACAUCAAGAGUUAUAGAGUGUGUGUGUUAGAAUUUAUUUUGUCCCAGCAUGAAUGUGUGUGUGUUAUGGUCUGCUUGUAAGUGUUUUAAGAUUCCUUUAUCCAGGUUUCAGGAUUCAACUGCAUUUGUGUAUGUGUGUGAGAGAGAGAGAGAGAGACAGACAUUGUGGGCAAUAAUACUUAGUAUUGCCCCAGUAAUUCUAUGAGCUGUGACUAAAAAAUGAACACUCAUGCACUACCGAUUAUUGCCACCUGGGAGAGACAUUUCUUGACAUGUCAGCAGUGCAGUAUAAUGUGCUGGAAUCGUCAUCAGCAGCAGGAACAUCUUAGAAACACCUCAGCAGUCUUUUCACACCAUUCAUGUUUUGACAACAUUCACCACUGUAUUGAUUGGACUGGAUUAUCUUAAAUUCAUCACCCAAUUAAAAGUAAUUCACCAAUAUUUAUUGAUCAAAAUGAAAUCAGAACACAGAUUAUGACCUGUCAUGUUUCGAGGAUAUUCUGGGUCAUAUUUAAUGUGUUAUUACUGUUUGUGAGUCCCAAGAAAUAAUAAAGACCAACAAUGUGUAAUUGUC